GCCGUGCUCUCGCUCCUUGCCCCAUUCCCCGCCCCUUCCGUGUGGGCCCGGGCCGCACCCUGUCACGGGGAAGGUCUCCCCGGGAACGGGUUUCCGGCUCCAGCAGCUCAGGCUCAGGCCCAGGCCCAGGCCCGGGGAUGUGCGGCUCUAACCGGUUCCACAGGCUGCUCCUGGCGGUGCUCGGCGCCGUGCUCACGGGCAGUUCUGCUGUGCCAGUCAUCGGGGGGAUCUUCUUCCUGUUUACUGACAGGAGAUACCAACAUUUCAUUGGAAAUGAUUAUCUUCUGCUGCCAGCCGGCCUCAGCUUUGCAGUUGCUGCAUUGCUCGCCCUCACCGGGAUAAUUGGAAUGUUCUUCAUCAUCAACCAGAGUCGUUGCCGACAGGGAACAUUCCUGUACUUAAUCCUGAUUCUGUUUAUUCUGGAAGUCACGACAGGGACCCUCGGAUACAUCAACAGUGUUCAAGUAGACACUACUGACCUGGAUCAUUUUAAUGAGAUCUUCAGGAACUAUACUGGUAACAACCCCACGUUCGAGAGUAGAGCAGUGGACCGGCUACAGCAGCAGAGUCAGUGUUGUGGAGUGAAGAAUUACACCGACUGGACUCAGUUUCCGUGGUUCAUUCACAGCGGGAAUAACAGUGUUCCUGUCAGCUGCUGUGCCAGGAAUCUUACAAUCUGUACCGGGGAUAUCGAGGAGCCAGAACUGCUUUAUACAGAGGGCUGCCUCUACACCCUUCGUGAUGAGCUUCGAUGGAUAUUCCUGUUCACGUUAGCCUGGGUUAUUCCUGUGUGCUUUUUACAGAGCCUGGGAGCACUGAUCAUCUGUCUGCAGACGAACUCUGAUCCUACUCAAUACCAGCUUUUAAAUACUGACAACUUCUCCUAGUACAGGACGGUUGCUGAUUGUCACUUAAUCCAUGCAAAUAAAAUCAAACAAACCUUGAAUAUCAAACAGCACCAUGCACAAAUAGGAAACACUUAUUUACUAAUUGUUUGAAAGAGACAGUGCCACUUCUUCACCCAUUGAAUCAACCUCUCUAGUUCAACAUUCUACUCCCCCAACCAGUAAGGAAGCCUCCAAAUCCAGUCACUUCUGUCAUCCAGUCACAUUCCCAUGUUUUGUGAGACUCCCCUCAUCUUUAUCACCACCCCCCCACCCCAUGCUGGAAAGUGACCCCCACUGAAACUGCACAAGAAAUGCAGUUUUCAACUAAUUCACCUGAGCACCCAGAAUUCUGUAAUCUGUUUGUCUAAAACUAGAACAAGCUACCUCAUGGCACAGUACUUUUACACAAGCUAGCAGCUAUGACCUGUGGAUAUUAGGUGGUAUCAUCGCUUGGCUUAAUGUAACAUGUAUUUUCAUUUCAAACUAAGCAGCGAAUAAAAAUGUACAUUUUAACUGA
This is a messenger RNA of Hemiscyllium ocellatum (epaulette shark), 1404 nucleotides long. Its product is annotated as tetraspanin-3-like. The transcript has 7 exons. The coding region runs from base 138 to 887 and encodes 249 amino acids. Gene Ontology annotation, cellular component: membrane. Lineage: Eukaryota; Metazoa; Chordata; Chondrichthyes; Orectolobiformes; Hemiscylliidae. The record is from RefSeq and is a predicted model, not a curated record.